CCAAUGCGCUGACGUACAGAAGUGGUUUUCAUGACUGAACAAACUUAUAUUUUUCGGUUUUACGUUUCUUAAUGAAAAGUAUUGUAGUAACUACACUGAGAAAAUAAACCAAAUUGAUCAGCUCGGCUGAAGUAUGAUUUGGCGUUUUUGUUAUUAAUUUAGUACACUUAUUUUCCACUUGUGAACUGAGCAAAAUAUGAGAUGAGAAAAUAAAAACCUAAAAUACCUGAGUUGUAUUUUUAUCAGCCUUGGUUUUCGAUUCCACCUUGUUUCGCGCUCGAUAAUCUAUUGGUUAUUCUUAAAAAUUAUUUAAAAAAUUUAAAUUCUUUACUUUUAUAAGAAAUUGGCGCCACAAUGUACUACAUAGAAUAUGUCAUCGCUCUGCCAUUCAGCCUUGAUCAGUACCGAGUGGGUUAUUUGUGGUCUCAGCUGCAGUUCAGCAAACAAGAGACGGGUGGGGGCAGUGGGGUGGAGUUUGUGGAGCAGAGGAUCCUCACUGAUCCAGAACCGGGCAAAUUCACCCAUCGCAUUUACUACCUCGAAAAAAAAUUUCCUAAAAUCGUGACUUCAAUCUUGCCAAACAAAUACUUCAGAGUGACAGAAAAGUCAGAGUCAUUUCGAAAUUUCACUGAGUCGAAGUAUUCGCAUGACAGCAUAUCAGAUGAGAAGUUUUCAAUAACAUUAACUUCAACGUCAGCCGAAUCACAUAAGCAAAAUAUUUUCAAUUUGACAGAAGAACAGCUGAAGUCACGAAAAUCGAUCUUCGUAGACAUCACGAAAUGCUUCGACGAAAAAGAUUACGAAGAGAGCGGUGACCCGACCAAGUUCGUCUCCGAGAGAUUGAAGUUCGGACCCCUGCGAGGUUCUGAUUGGGUCAGAGAGACAGACUGUCCCAAUGUUCUUUAUAUCCACAAGAUGUACUCUAUCAAUGUCGCCAUGCCGGGUAUAGGGCACGCAAAGCCAAAGAUAAUUGAGACGUUGACGCGGAUGAUGUACAAGUUCUACCGACAGAUGUUCUGCUGGACUGACGAGUGGCUGCAUUACUCCAUGCAGGACGUGGAAGAGCUGGAGAGAGUGGUCAAGAUAGAACUCAAAAAAUUGCGGAGUGACAAAGAAGCGAGAGGAAUUUCAUCUUGACGAAGGGAGACGAAGACUCUCUGAUUUUGCAUUGACUCGGUUUAAUGUUUCUGAGCUCUGAGAACUUCUUGCACUAAUUCUAAAUCAAACUCUCUGAUGUUAUUAGACGUGAAAAAUUGCACCUAUUGAACUACCAUCAAACCUGAAAAGUUUGAAAAAAAUAAUCAAGGUCCAU
Molecule: messenger RNA, 1312 nt
Organism: Symsagittifera roscoffensis
Lineage: Eukaryota; Metazoa; Xenacoelomorpha; Acoela; Convolutidae
Product: phosphatidylinositol transfer protein 1-like
Exons: 9
Coding region: 355-1137 (260 amino acids)
Biological process (GO): phospholipid transport
Source: RefSeq, a predicted model, not a curated record